UUUUCCCUGUUACACAAAACAACGCCGCGCUGAAAAUGACUGGGCGCUCGCUCCUGAGUUGGAUCCGUAUUUUCUGGUCUUUUCUCGCCUUUUGUUUCCUCGCCGCUCUCUGCGUUCACAAGCUCUCCAGAAAAUACCAAACGUGUCGUCUGUACAUUGUAUUUCAGGAUCUCAUUCGCUACGGGAAAACCAAACAAAACCACAAACGAGACAAAUGGCUGCGAGUGUUCGACGUCCCUAAAAGGUGUUUCUGGCACUUCUACGCAGUCUCGGUUUGCUGGAAUGGUUUCCUCCUGACCUUGUACCUGAACUUCACGUUUCGGCAUCACCCGCUGCCAUCGUGGCUCACGGGGAUGUUAGACAUGUUGUCAGGUGCAGGAGGCGCAGACAGCCAGGCCCCACAGCUCUCCAAACUCCUGGUGCAGCUGCUGCUCUGGCUCCACUGCCUCAGGAGGCUGCUGGAGUGCCUGUGGGUCAGCGUCUUCUCCGAUGGAGCCAUGCAUGUGCUGCAGUAUGUCUUCGGUCUCGGGUACUACAUCGUGCUGGGGUUAACAGUGCUAGGCUCAGAUCAUGGGGGAGGAGGGGCUGGCUCCCUCCUCUCCCAGUUGAGCUGGUUUCACGUGGCUGGGUUUGGAUUUUUCAUUUCCGCCUCGCUGCUGCAGCACCAGUCCUUGGUCCUGCUGGCCAGGCUGCGCACUGGAAAGUCAGGAUCAGUGGAGACGCUGGCUCACAGUCUGCCAACCGGAGGCUGGUUUGAGCUGGUCUCAUGCCCACAUUACUUCUCUGAGCUGCUGAUCUACAUCUCACUAGCCUUGGUGUAUGGAGGCCUGUCUUUGACCUGGUGGCUUGUUGUCCUCUAUGUGCUCUUCAACCAGGCACUGGCUGCACAGCUCUGUCAUGAGCUCUAUAUCAGCAAAUAUGAAUCAUACCCGAGACACAGAAAAGCAUUCAUACCUUUUGUGUUUUGAAUAGUUCUGCAUCUUGAUGCAUUCCAUUUUGGGGAAGAGUGAACAGGAUCUGAAUGCGCAGGAAUGAACUCGCCUCUCACCGCGUUGAAACAGUGCACUCAACCAAGUGGAGCUGCUCGAUACUCAAAAGGACUUCAUGCAGUGCAGCUGCUCCCGAGUGUGAACAUGAAGCAUAGCAGGGCUGCAGGAUUGUUCUUCAACAGCAGAGGUGUCUCCGGGGGUAAGGGAAGCUGUUCGUCAGGCGCUGAUGUGAAGAAAUGAGGAACCUCACCACAAAACACUUGUUACAGCAAGAACCUUGUUUUUGUAAAAACUAAAUACUUUCAUGUGAUGUUAACAUAUUUUUGCAUUGUAAGAAUAAGCAACUUUACAUAUUUGAUUGAUAAGGGGUCAUUUCAAAACAUAAGGGGAAAGGGAGAACCAUUCUUAAUCAUUUUAUGUUGUUGCAGAAUAUGAAAUGUUCACUUUAAAACAGAAAGCCAAAGAAGAUGGUAAGAGAGAAACCAAUGAGAAAGUCUGACAUGUUUUCUUAAUAAUUGUAAUUAAAAGAAAAUAGAGAAAUCACGCCAAU
Messenger RNA from Platichthys flesus (European flounder), 1539 nucleotides. RefSeq names its product steroid 5 alpha-reductase 3 (gene srd5a3). Gene Ontology annotation, cellular component: endoplasmic reticulum. The record is from RefSeq and is a predicted model, not a curated record. Lineage: Eukaryota; Metazoa; Chordata; Actinopteri; Pleuronectiformes; Pleuronectidae. Bases 36 to 968 code for a protein of 310 amino acids. Gene Ontology annotation, molecular function: 3-oxo-5-alpha-steroid 4-dehydrogenase activity. The transcript is spliced from 5 exons. Gene Ontology annotation, biological process: dolichol-linked oligosaccharide biosynthetic process; polyprenol catabolic process.